This is a messenger RNA of Mastomys coucha (southern multimammate mouse), 2463 nucleotides long. It is a transcript of the gene Leng8, whose product is annotated as leukocyte receptor cluster member 8. The transcript is spliced from 15 exons. Gene Ontology annotation, cellular component: nucleus. NCBI's taxonomy places the organism in Eukaryota, Metazoa, Chordata, Mammalia, Rodentia, Muridae. The coding region runs from base 168 to 2309 and encodes 713 amino acids. The record is from RefSeq and is a predicted model, not a curated record.
GCAAAGCAGGGGCUACCAGCAGUUCCAAAGCCAGCAGCAGUGGGCCUGUGGCCAGUGCACAAUACGUCUCUCAGGCAGAAGCCUCGGCUUUGCAGCAACAGCAGCAACAGUAUUACCAGUGGUACCAGCAGUACAACUAUGCCUAUCCGUACAGCUACUACUACCCCAUGAGCAUGUACCAGAGCUAUGGCUCCCCCUCCCAGUAUGGGAUGGCCAGCUCCUACGGCUCAGCUACAGCCCAGCAGCCAUCGGCUCCCCAGCACCAAGGGACUCUAAACCAGCCUCCAGUCCCUGGGAUGGAUGAGAGUAUGGCCUACCAGGCUUCCCCUCAGCAGCUACCUGCAGCCCAGCCCCCUCAGCCCUCAAACUCACAACAUGGGGCACAUAGUCUAAGCAACGGCCCUCAGCCUGGAACAGCCCCAACCACUCAGCACAGUCAGGCAGGGGCUCCUACAGGGCAGGCAUAUGGGCCGCACAGCUACAGCGAGCCUGCCAAACCUAAGAAGGGUCAGCAGUUAUGGACCCGCAUGAAACCAGCCCCUGGGACUGGAGGUCUAAAAUUUAACAUCCAGAAACGGCCCUUUGCAGUCACCAACCAGAGCUUCAGCUCCAAUUCAGAGGGUCAACACAGCAGCUUUGGGCCCCAGCCCAACUCCGAGAAAGCUCAGAACCACAGUGGGCCUUCUGGCCGGGGAAACCUGUCUGGGAAGCCGGAUGAUUGGCCUCAGGAUAUGAAGGAAUAUGUGGAACGGUGCUUCACAGCCUGCGAGUCAGAAGAGGACAAGGACCGAACAGAGAAACUGCUCAAAGAGGUGCUGCAGGCCCGGCUCCAGGAUGGCUCUGCCUACACCAUCGACUGGAGCAGAGAGCCUCUGCCUGGACAAUCUUGGGCUUGGUCCCUUUCCUGCACCACAGUGGCUGAAUUGCCGGGGCUGACCAGGGAGCCUGUGGCUGAGAGCCCCAAGAAGAAGCGGUGGGAGGCCCCUAGCAGCCUUCACCCUUCCAGGGGGGCAGGCUCGGUGACCAGGGGCGGGGGUGCCCAAUCCCAGCGAGGGACACCUGGGGCUGGGGGUGCUGGCCGAGCUCGGGGUAGCAGCUUCGCCAAGUUCGGCAACCGCAACGUCUUCAUGAAGGAUAACAGCUCUUCCUCCAGCACGGAUUCGCGCUCCCGCUCCUCAUCCAGGUCUCCUACUCGACACUUUCGGAGAAGUGACUCCCACUCAGACUCUGACAGCUCCUACUCAGGGAAUGAGUGCCACCCUGUAGGCCGCAGGAACCCACCCCCCAAGGGUCGGGGUGGUCGAGGGGCCCACAUGGAUCGAGGUCGAGGCAGAGCGCAGCGUGGAAAGAGACAUGACCUAGCUCCCACCAAACGCAGCCGGAAGAAGAUGGCAGCACUGGAGUGUGAGGACCCAGAGCGUGAGCUUAAGAAGCAAAAGAGGGCAGCCCGCUUCCAACAUGGGCACUCACGUCGCCUGCGCCUUGAACCUUUGGUGCUACAGAUGAGUAACCUGGAGAGCACUGGAGCUGACCCUGACUGGCAGGAGCUGCAGAUUGUGGGCACCUGUCCUGACAUUACAAAGCACUAUCUGCGGCUCACCUGUGCCCCAGACCCAUCAACUGUGCGGCCUGUAACUGUUUUGAAGAAGUCUUUGUGCAUGGUCAAGUCCCACUGGAAGGAGAAGCAGGACUACGCCUUUGCCUGUGAGCAGAUGAAGUCCAUUCGGCAGGACCUGACAGUGCAAGGCAUCCGGACGGAGUUCACUGUGGAGGUGUAUGAGACCCAUGCCCGCAUAGCCUUGGAGAAGGGUGACCAUGAAGAAUUCAACCAGUGCCAAACACAGCUUAAGUCACUAUACGCGGAGAACUUAGCAGGCAACGUGGGUGAAUUUACUGCAUACCGAAUCCUCUACUACAUCUUCACCAAGAACUCUGGAGACAUCACUACGGAACUGGCAUACCUCACGAGGGAGAUGAAGGCAGAUCCCUGUGUGUCCCAUGCUUUGGCACUGAGGGCAGCCUGGGCCCUGGGCAACUACCACCGCUUCUUCAGGCUCUAUUGCCAUGCACCUUGUAUGUCUGGCUACCUUGUGGACAAGUUUGCAGACCGGGAGCGCAAGGCCGCCCUCAAGGCCAUGAUCAAAACCUUCCGCCCUGCGCUGCCUGUCUGCUACCUGCAGGCCGAGUUGGCCUUCGAGGGCGACGCUGCCUGCUGGGCCUUCCUAGAGCCCUUGGGCCUGUCCUACACGGGCCCGGACAACUCCAGCGUGGACUGCCGCCUCAGCCUGGCGCAGCUGCCAGCCUUCUGAGCACUCAUCGAGCACGGGCGGGGGCAGGGCAGUGGCCCAGUGCCGCCUUUUCAAAUUUUGUUUUUGAGCCAUGGACAUGGGUUGUAAAAAUUUGUGGGGAGUAGGCUCCAGGAAGAGCCCCAUCCCUACCCCCGUUUCCCACCGGGGACCUGUA